Molecule: messenger RNA, 342 nt
Organism: Staurois parvus
Lineage: Eukaryota; Metazoa; Chordata; Amphibia; Anura; Ranidae
Source: the annotation of a GenBank genome assembly
UCAUGCUGCUGCCAGGUCCAGAGUGUCUCAUGGGUCCCUGUACGGCCUCCCAUUGCUGCUGUCUCCAUCGCCACACUCUGCCAUGUGCCACUUUCAGGUCUCCUCACACUGCUGGUGUGUUCAAUUUUUUGUCAUAGGGUGCUGGCAGAUUACGGGCCUCCCAUAGCUGCUGCCAGGCCCCUAAUCUGCCAUGGGCCCCUGUACCGCCUCCUCAUGCUGCUGCCAGGUCCAGAGUCUCUCAUGGGUCCCUGUACGGCCUCCCAUUGCUGCUGUCUCCAUCGCCACACUCUGCCAUGUGCCACUUUCAGGUCUCCUCACACUGCUGGUGUGUUCCAUUUUUUG